AUGACAACGGCCCCACGGGACUCCCUGGUGUGGCAGCUGGCUGGACUGCUGCGUCAGUCGGGGGACGUGGUCCUGUCUGGCUGUAGCACGCUGAGCCUGCUGACUGCCACCCUCCAGCAGCUGAACCACGUGUUUGAGCUGCACCUGGGGCCAUGGAGUCCUGGCCAGAUGGGCUUCGUGGCUCUGCCCUCCCACCCUGCCGACUCCCCAGUCAUCCUCCAGCUUCAGUUCCUCUUCGACGUGCUGCAGAAAACACUUUCACUCAAGCUGGUCCAUGUCCCUGGUCCUGGCCCCCCAGGGCCCAUCAAGAUUUUCCCCUUCAAGUCCCUUCGGCAGCUGGAGCUCCAGGGCGUCCCUCUCCACUGCCUGCGUGGCCUCCGUAGCAUCUACUCCCAGUUAGAGAGCCUGAUUUGCAGCAGGAGCAUCCAGGCGUUAGAGGAGCUCCUCUCGGCCUGUGGUGGUGACCUCUGCUCUGCCCUCCCCUGGCUGGCUCUGCUCUCUGCCAACUUCAGCUACAAUUCCCUGACUUCCUUAGACAGCUCCCUGCGUCUCCUGUCAGCUGUGCGCUUCUUGAACCUGAGCCACAAUCGAGUCCAGGACUGCGAGGCCUUCCUGAUGGACUUGUCUGAGCUCUCCCAUCUGGACCUCUCCUAUAACUACCUGCGUGUGGUGCCCAGAAUGGGACCCUCAGGGCUUGCUCUGAGUACCCUGAUACUGCGAGGCAAUGAGCUCAGGAGUCUGCUUGGCAUGGAGCAGCUGAGGAACCUGCGGCACUUGGACGUGGCCUACAACCUGUUGGAAGGGCACAGGGAGCUGUCGCCACUCUGGCUGCUGGCUGAGCUCCGCAAGCUCUACCUGGAGGGGAACCCUUUGUGGUUCCACCCUGCUCACCGAGUGGCCACUGCCCAGUACUUGUCACCCCGUGCCAGGGAUGCUGCUUCUGGGUUCCUUCUUGAUGGUGAAGUCUUGUCACUUACUGAUUUUCAGACCUCCACCUCCUCAGGGCUUGGCCCUGCGACCCCACCUGUGUCCUGGCCAGUCGGGAGUACCACUGAGACCUCAGGCGGCGCCGACUUGAGUGACAGCCCUUCCUCUGGGGGCGUUGUGGCCCGGCCCCCACUUCGGAAGGUUAAGAGCCGAGUCCGUGUGAGGCGGGCUAGCAUCUCUGAACCCAGUGAUACUGACCCAGAGCCCCGGACUCUGGACCCCUCCCCAGCUGGCUGGUUUGUACAGCAGCAUCGGGAGCUUGAGCUCAUGAACAGCUUCCGGGAACAGUUUGGCUGUGACUGGUUGCAGUAUAGGAGUCACUUGGAAACCUCUGAGAACCCCCUUCUGGCUACUUCCAAGACCUCUGACCUCAGCAUACCAUCCCUGGAUACCCUGGGCCCAGAGCCUCUGCCCAGUCCUCCAUCCCCAGAGAAGAGAGCCCACAGCCCUGAGGAGUCACCACCAGAGGAGGUCAGGGUGGAGCCGGAGCCCCAGGAGGAAGAGGAGAUGGAGGUGCUGGAAGAACGGGGAGGACAGGAAGACCAGGGAGGAGAGGAAGACCAGGGGGAGGAAGAGGAGCGGGAGCAGGACCAAGUGGAAGGUGAGUGCUCCCUGUGCCGCCCCAUGUUGGUGUGUCCCCUGGAGGGACCCGAGGGCGUGCGGGGCAGGGAGCGCUUCCUCCGGGUCACCUCGGCCCACCUGUUUGAGGUGGAACUCCAGGCAGCUCGAACCCUGGAACGGCUGGAGCUUCAGAGUCUGGAGGCAGCUGAGCUCGAGCUUGAGACCCAAACCCGGAGAGAACCAGCGCCUGGCGACUCACAGCUGCUCCCUGUCCUGGUUCUGCGCUUCUCCUACAUCUGCCCUGACAGGCAGUUACGUCGCUACAUGGUGCUGGAGCCUGACGCCCAUGCAGCUGUCCAGGAGCUGCUUGCUGUGUUGACCCCAGCCACCACCACAGCUUGGCAUCAACUUGGGGAAGUGAGUGACCCUCGAGGGGGCAGACUCCAGUGUCUGCGUUGUGGCCAUGAAUUCAAGCCAGAGGAGCCCAGGCUGGGACUGGACAGUGAGAAUGGCUGGAGGCCUCUGUUCCAGAAGACUGAUUCUCCUGCUGUGUGUCCCAACUGUGGUAGUGAUCACGUGGUUCUUCUGGCUCUGUCCCCCACUGGGGAGCGAAGACAGGGAGAUAGGUCCCCAGCGCGCUCUCUGUCCCCCAGCCCUGUCUGUGACUCCCGUGGCCACAGUGACCCCAACAACAGAGUUGACAGCGACCCAUCUCAGGCACUGGCCUCUCAAGACCACAGCACUUGGAGCCUUAGUCCCCCCCCUGACCGCUGUGGCCUCCGUGCUGUGGACCACCGCCUCCGGCUCUUCUUGGACGUGGAGGUGUUUGCUGAUGCCCAGGAGGAGUUCCAGUGCUGCCUCAAGGUGCCACUGAUGUUGGCAGGCCACAUGAAGGAGAUUCUGUGUCUUGUGGUGGUGUCUGAUCGCAGGCUUUAUGUGUUGAAGGUGACCGGGGCGAUCCGAGGGCCUCCUGCUGGCUGGCUGCAGCUGGCCCUGGCCAUCCCCUUGCAAGAUCUGAAUGGCUUAGAGCUGGGCCUGGCAGGACAGAGCCUGCGGCUGGUGUGGGCAGCUGGAGGGAGCAGCUGUGUCCUACUGCCCCGAGAUGUCAAACGUUGCCGAGCCUUCCUAGGGGAGCUCACUGAUGUCUUACAGUCUCUGCCCCCCACCUGGAGGAACUGUGUCAGUGCCACGGAGGAGGUGGUGACCCCACAGCACCGGCUCUGGCCGCUGUUGGACAAAGACUCUUCCUCGGAGGCUCCUCGGUUCUUCUACCUUCGGGUGUUCCUGGUAGAAGGUCCUUUUCCAUGCCCUGUGUCCUUGCUGCUGACUCUGUCCACUCUAUACCUGCUAGAUGAUGACCCUGCAGGCACCCAGGCAGAGCCCCCGCCUCCUGCAGCAUCUGGCGAGGCCUCUGAGAAGGCUGCUCCCUUGGUGCCGAGCCCUGCCGUGGGCGUCAGGGAGCAGCAGCCACUCAGCAGCCUGAGCUCGGUGCUGCUCUACCACACAGCCCCGGAGGACCUGCGGCUGGUCUUCUACGAUGAGGUGUCUAGGCUGGAGAGCUUCUGGGCGCUCCGUGUUGUGUGUUCCGAGCAGCUGACAGCACUGCUGGCCUGGAUCCGGGAGCCCUGGGAGGAGUUGUUUUCCAUCGGACUCCGGAUUGUGACCCAAGAGGCUCUUGACCCUGACUGGUGA
Orycteropus afer afer is the source of this 3240-nucleotide messenger RNA. Lineage: Eukaryota; Metazoa; Chordata; Mammalia; Tubulidentata; Orycteropodidae. The record is from RefSeq and is a predicted model, not a curated record.